AUGGACCACGACGACGAUCUCGGCGACAUGGUAUUUACUCCCCCACUCUCGACACGCUCAAGUAGUCGCAAGCGCAGGGCAAGCCAAGCGCCGCAAGAGACCCUGCGACAGUUUUGGAACCAGUUCAACACCAAGUUUCCGGGAAGGGUCUAUACGGUGCUCCCGGACAACCCUUACGCACGAACCAAGGCGGAAAGGGUACCUAAAGGCGUGAUCCAAGGACAGAAUGCAGGCAAGUCUUACGAGGAAGCCCGAAAAGAAUGUCGACGAGCUGUCGAUCGCAUUGUAAAAGAAUGCGAGCGACUAAACCAGAAGUAUACGGACCCGCACUUCGACAUAGAAGUCGAUCUCAAGUCGGGGACAAGGAACUGUUUGGAUGAGCUUGAAGGUGAAAACAUCGAGAUGCGUCCAAGGGGCGUGAAAAGAGUAACUGAAAUUUUUGAGAAGCCACAAUUUUUCGUCAAUGGACCGACUGCUUCGGACGUACGCCAAGGUCGUGAUGGGGAUUGUUGGUUCAUGGCUGCCCUCUGUACGAUGGGUAAUAAGAAUGGCUUGAUCGAGCAGAUUUGCGUGGCCCGGAACGAGAAGGUUGGGGUGUACGGAUUCGUCUUCUAUCGAGAUGGUGAUUGGCAACAUUGUAUCGUAGAUGACAAGCUCUACCUACGAGCGGCCGACUACGAUGAGUCAGUCGAUGAACGACCAAUCUGGGACGACAUCAAUCGGGCUGACACAGAAGAAGAGUAUCGCAAGGUCUGGCAGACUGGAUCGCGAGCUCUUUACUUCGCUCGGUGUGUGGAUGAGAACGAAACUUGGUUGCCAUUACUUGAGAAAGCUUACGCUAAAGCACAUGGUGAUUUCUCGGCCAUUGAAGGCGGUUUUGUUGGGGAGGCUAUUGAAGAUCUAACUGGAGGCGUUACUUCGGAGAUUAUGUCGAGCGACAUCCUAGACAAAGAUAGGUUUUGGAAUGAGGAGCUCAUGCAAGUCAACAAAGAAUUCCUCUUUGGUUGUGGUACCGGUCUGUUCUCAAACUGGCUGGACCCGAAAUAUCGAGGCCCUCCGCGAGAUAGAAAGGGUAUCUCUGAGAAUCAUUCAUAUUCCAUCAUGGAUGCAAAAGAAAUCGAUGGAGAGCGCUUGCUUCGGCUAAGGAAUCCUUGGGGUAAGAAAGAAUGGACUGGCGCGUGGAGUGAUGGAUCAGAGCAAUGGACACCAGAAUGGAUGGAAAAAUUGGGCCACAAAUUUGGUAAUGAUGGCUUCUUCUGGAUCUCCUAUAACGACCUUCUCAAGAAGUACCAGCAUUUUGACCGAACCCGUCUAUUUGGUCCUGAAUGGUCUAUUGCACAGCAAUGGACUACCGUUAAUGUACCAUGGUCCGCAGGCUAUCACAGCACUAAGUUUGUGGUGAAUGUGACUAAAGCAGGCCCUGUGGUCCUUGUCCUCUCCCAGUUGGACUCGCGCUACUUCAAGGGACUAGCCGGUGAAUAUGGCUUUGUCCUUAAGUUUCGGGUGCAGAAGGAAGGUGAAGACGACUACAUGGUGCGCAGUCAGAACAGCCACUUGAUCAGUCGAUCCGUGAACGUGGAAGCUGAUCUCGAACCUGGUCGCUACCACAUCCUGAUGAAAGUCACUGCUUACAAAAACGAUAGUAUGGAAUCGACAGAGGAAGUCGUAAGCCGCCUGGCGCCAGUUAAACGAGAAAAGCUUGUUCAGAUCGGCCUCUCGUACGAUCUGGCACAUGCUAAAGGUAUGGUAACGGAGACGGAGGAUGAAAGGCGAGCACGCGAGGAACUAGAACAGCGUCGCAAGGCUGCAGAAAGGCAGAAACAGAUCGAGGCAACCAGGAAGAAGCUGCAGAAGCAAUGGAUCUGGAAUCAGAAGAUGGCCGCCCGGAAAAAUAGAAGAGAAGAAAGACUGUUUGCAAAACAACACAACAAUGCUGCUAGAAACAAGGCCAUCGAGCAAGCUCUCACUGAGGGGCCUGUACGAUCGCCGUCCCAGGCGGGUAACGGUUCAGGCGAUGGUGUUGAAACAAAGCCUGCCAGCAAUGGCAGUGUUCCCAUUAUCCAGUGCAACGGCGUCCAUGUCUCGGAGACCGAGAUCACUGGGAAGAGUGAGUCAUUACAGACGAAUUUAGAGUCAUCAUUCUCAAACCUCUCGUCACACCAGGAAGACCUGGACUUGCUGGAGGGCUUCGAGUUUGACCCUGACCUUGAUAUGCCCCCGGAAGAACCAGCAGAGCCGAGGAUGACACAUUCGACAUCCAAUGGCUGUCCAGAAGAGAUCACCAGCGACCCUUGGAACGCCGUGUGUGUCGUGGGCUUACGGGUCUACUCCAGGGAUCCGCAGUUGUCGCUUGAGGUGGUCCGGUCUGUAUCUGAGGGAGACACUGGUGCUUCGCUUGACAUGGAUGAUCCACUGAAAAGCGCUUCCUUUAGUCGGCUGGAAAGUAACUAA
This is a messenger RNA of Aspergillus alliaceus, 2451 nucleotides long. Its product is annotated as calpain-like protein. Gene Ontology annotation, cellular component: cytoplasm. NCBI's taxonomy places the organism in Eukaryota, Fungi, Ascomycota, Eurotiomycetes, Eurotiales, Aspergillaceae. Gene Ontology annotation, biological process: proteolysis. The transcript is spliced from 7 exons. Gene Ontology annotation, molecular function: calcium-dependent cysteine-type endopeptidase activity. The record is from RefSeq and is a predicted model, not a curated record. Bases 1 to 2451 code for a protein of 816 amino acids.